Aspergillus mulundensis is the source of this 2769-nucleotide messenger RNA. RefSeq names its product cyclic nucleotide-binding domain protein. NCBI's taxonomy places the organism in Eukaryota, Fungi, Ascomycota, Eurotiomycetes, Eurotiales, Aspergillaceae. The transcript has 2 exons. The record is from RefSeq and is a predicted model, not a curated record. Gene Ontology annotation, molecular function: protein-containing complex binding; protein binding. Bases 1 to 2769 code for a protein of 922 amino acids.
AUGAGGCGACAUGGCAGGACCGGCGGAGGUUCAACCAAAGCUGUGACACCCGUCUCCGACACUGUAUCGUUAAUCCAUUCAUUCGAUUCAAUUACGAACCCCAAUCGCCCGGUGCGCCCAUCUCCAUUGGCUUCGUCUAAUAUUCAAGCUCUGCCUUUGGACCUCGUCGACCGACUGCGCUCGUUUCCUCUCUUUCAAUCAACGCCUGAAUCGUUUCUCGUCGAGGUCGGACAACACUUGCGCCCGCAGCUGUGCGCUCCGAAUGACUAUAUUCUGACAGAAGGCGAUGAGGCAAAGGCGAUAUACUGGCUGGUACGAGGCGCGGUGUCAGUUACUUCUAGAGAUGGGGAGAGUAUAUAUGCGGAGCUUGAGCCGGGCGCCUUUUUUGGUGAAAUAGGUGUAUUGAUGGAUCGGCCACGUACCGCUACCAUUAUCGCCCGUUCGAGAUGCUUGUUGGUCGUUUUGACCAAGGAGGACUUCCGGAGAAUCCUCCCUCGUUUUCAGGAAGUAGAGCGGGCCAUCAGGGACGAGGCCCAGGAGCGGUUAAUGAUACUCGAGAAGAAGAAGAAGGAGACUUCGGUACCUUCUGCCGACCUCAUAGAUGCAGGUCGGAGAGGGUCCAAAAGAUUACGAGAGACUUUUUCCCGUGAUCUCUCGCUCAGUGAACAGAACGGUGCAAGCCUAAAGUUCGUCAAUAAGAAACGCAAAUCCCCAAGCCCGGGACUAGCUGAUGGAACCUCAAGUGCUCUGGCAAAUGGGCUCGUGAAUGUACGUCUUUUGCUCAAGGAGCUGCCGCUCUUUGCGAGUCUUCCGCCGGAUAUCCUCCACUUUUUGGGUCUCAAUGCGCAACCUCGAUCAUUUCCACCCUUCACCGAUAUCAUCAAACAGGAUUCGCAGGGACGCGAAGUUUAUUUCAUCGUUCGUGGCGAUGUGGAAGUCCUGAGUGAGAAGAAGGACUCCCGGAACGGGGGGCGACCCCUACCCAGUACCAUUGAAUAUCCUGGCUUCGAAGUGAAGGCCCGCUUGAAACAGGGCCAGUAUUUCGGGGAGGUGGUGAGCCUCUCUCUAGCACCUCGGCGGACUGCCACUGUGCGCUCAAUCAAUGCCGUCGAAUGUCUCAUGAUAAGCGGUGAGGUUUUAGCUGAACUGUGGGAUAAAUGCCCGCAAGAUGUCCGCGAACAGGUUGAACGGACCGCGAAAGACAGACUCAAGUCUGCAUCAGAUGGCGAUGUUGUCAUGGCCGAGGCAGGAGAGACUGAUGGAUCCAAUCCUGCUGAUGAGAGCUUCAAGAUCAGGUCUGCUCGUAGGCAAUCUAUGCCGCUCCUAACACUCACAGAGACCGAGCUGGACAGUACUCAGAGGACAUUAAACGGCAUAGAUGAUCACACCGUAUUACGACCAUCAGAUCCAGACCCUUUUCUCAACGUGGGCUUAGAUAAUGUUCGGCUUCGUAGUCGACGGGGUUCUGUCGCUCCGUUGACCCCGGAAGAGGUCACUCGAGAUCAACAACGUCCAUCCCCUACCGAACCAUUGUCAAGCAGUUCAUCGUUUCGUACCCUCCCAGGGACUCCAACCACACCAGUGCAAAAGACACGACGCGAACCCAGCAAUGACAACCGCGGGAUCUUUCCGGACAGUGUACUCGUGCGGAUCUUCCAGUAUCUUGAACUGCAUGAUCUUCUUCGUCUACGAGUAGUGUCUCUUUACUGGUCUGAGAUACUUAACUCAUCUCCACUCUUGCUUCACUACUUGGAUUUGAGCGUCUAUAAUCGCUGCCUCACCGACGACGUAUUGGCAAAAGUCGUGUGCCCUUUCAUCGGCAAUAGACCACGCUACGUUGAUAUCAGCAACUGCUUUCACAUUACAGACGAAGGCUUCAAUAAUCUGGUGAAUGCCUGUGGAUCUAACGUCGUGGCUUGGAAGAUGAAGAGUGUUUGGGACGUGACUGCGUCCGCUAUCCUGGAGAUGGCUCUCCGAGCGAACGGCCUGCAAGAGGUGGAUCUAAGUAAUUGCCGAAAAGUCAGCGACACGCUUUUGGCUCGAAUCCUCGGAUGGGCCACUCCAGGCCCGUACAAACCCCCAGAAGAGCCGGCGAAGUCCGGCAAGCCUGUUCUCAAACCCACAUUUCUGACAUCCACGGGGGCGGCGGUCUUUGGGUGCCCAGAACUAAAGAAGUUGACUCUGUCUUACUGCAAGCAUGUAACUGACAGGUCUAUGCAUCACAUUGCAUCUCAUGCUGCUCCGAGGAUUGAAGAAAUGGAUCUGACACGGUGCACAACAAUCACUGACCACGGGUUCCAAUUCUGGGGAAACGCUCAAUUUACUAAUCUUCGCAAGCUCUGUCUGGCGGAUUGCACAUACUUGACUGAUAAUGCAAUUGUAUAUCUUACCAAUGCUGCAAAGCAAUUGCAGGAGUUGGACCUGUCAUUCUGCUGCGCUUUGUCAGACACGGCAACGGAGGUCCUUGCCCUGCAAUGUUCUCAAUUGAGAUAUCUCAACAUGUCAUUCUGUGGCUCCGCCAUAUCUGAUCCGUCACUACGUAGCAUUGGACUACAUCUUCUGCACCUGAACCGGCUCUCAGUGCGCGGUUGCGUUCGCGUGACUGGGGCUGGAGUGGAAUCGGUAGCGGAUGGCUGUACGCAGUUGAAAGCUUUCGAUGUCAGCCAGUGUAAAAACCUAUCUCCCUGGCUUGAAGGAGGCGGAAUCCAGAAGUACAAGGAUAAAAUAUUUUUCGACACCGUUGCCGUGAACGGAAGGCUUUACCGAUAG